Molecule: messenger RNA, 789 nt
Organism: Tremella mesenterica DSM 1558
Lineage: Eukaryota; Fungi; Basidiomycota; Tremellomycetes; Tremellales; Tremellaceae
Exons: 1
Coding region: 1-789 (262 amino acids)
Source: RefSeq, a predicted model, not a curated record
AUGGAUCACACCAACCUUUACCCGCAAUCUUCGGGAAGGGACACGUCAUUCUCAGAUUCAGCAACUGGCCCAUCCCAUCAAUCUCCCCCGCAGGGUGCCGUAAUCUAUUCUCCUUUCGAUGAGAACGGGAAAAUCAGAACCCAGGGGCUACCUUCCCUACUUCAUUUGAUCAGAAACUCUGAACAAAACCUACAUCCCCUAAAUACAACUUUUUCAGUUCAUGGCCAAGAAACCACAGAAGUUUUACCUCUCCAAUCCAAUCAGGGAACUCCGUCCCCUGGACUGAGCAGCGGAACUGAGAUUCCUGGACAAUAUAUUGCCUCAAACGCUUGGUCCCAUGAUAAGCCCUAUUCUGACCUCCCACCUGAAUCAAUACAUUCGGAUGAUCUGCAUCGCCAGGAGCGGACAUCUGACUGGACAGAUCCGCAAGCUCCACGGCUGCUAUUUCACCCAUCCGUGCGUCAUACCGCAAUAGAUUCUCUAGACUAUCAACCAUUUUAUUACUCGAAUCCAAACGCUCCCAUCGGUAGACAGUAUAUGAACCCUUUCCAUCACACACCUCAAGGAGGAGCGAGUCAUCUGACCGUAGACUUAGAAGUGGAUUCUGGGCAGACUGGAAGUGUGUCUCCCCAGCCGCAAAUCAUGUCGUAUCGUCGAGCGGAUGGUUCGCAAGCUUAUUUCCAAGUGAGUGAUGAAGAUGAUCACUUGCGAGCGAAUGAAACGAUGGAGGGUCUGGAAGAGGAUGAGUGGUACAACGCGAGUCAAACAUGGGCAUCACGUCGAACGUAG